Messenger RNA from Mustela lutreola (European mink), 9342 nucleotides. It is a transcript of the gene MBNL1, whose product is annotated as muscleblind like splicing regulator 1. The record is from RefSeq and is a predicted model, not a curated record. The coding region runs from base 974 to 1996 and encodes 340 amino acids. The transcript has 8 exons. NCBI's taxonomy places the organism in Eukaryota, Metazoa, Chordata, Mammalia, Carnivora, Mustelidae. Gene Ontology annotation, molecular function: metal ion binding.
AGUUGUGGCGCUCACCAUGCUCCCGUGACCGGGAACUGACAAGUUCAAUUUUAAAUCGCGGGCCUCUUGGAAUCAUGACUCCCACAAUGCCUUGGGUACUCGGUCGGCAGUCGGGCUGCCUCUGAAAAAAAUGUGAGAGGUUGGUACUAAGAAGUGCCUUUCCUGACGUCUCUGCUGCUUGGACCCGCUUCUAGAGCAGUCUCUGCUUUUGCCUUGCUUGCUGCCAGCUAGACUGUGACGACAGCACAUCCACCCUCCACCUCUAGCCCAGACACCCCCAUUUCUACUUAUAAUCAAGACAAAAGCUCUAAGUAUCUGGCAUUGCCCUAGGCUGCUUUAGUUUUAAAAGAAAAGUUUGCUGAAAAAGUAAGAUCUCUUCUGCCAGGAAAUCAAGGAGGAAAAAAAAAUCAUUUUCUCGAUUUGCUCUAAACUGCUUCAUCUGUCUAUGCCAAACUAAUCAAUACCGAUUGCACCACCAAACUCCAUUGCAAAUUCAGCUGUGAGGAGAUUCCCUUUCAGACAACUUUGCUGAAAGCAGCUUGGAAAUUCGGUGUCAGAGGGUCUGCCACGUUUUCAUGCUUGCAUUUUGGGCUCCAAAUUGGCACUGGGAAGGGGUUACUGAGAGCACAAGGCUGAUUCGAGGCCCUACUUUUAAACAUUCAUCUACUUACGAGUCUAGUAUUUCUCUAAAAACCAAAACCUCUUUGAAUUAACAGUUUCAUGCUGUGAAUUUCUAGUGGGAGAUCUUUUCCUUGAUAUUGACAACAAAAUUUUCCAUGUACUUUUAAAGCAGGGAGUGGGGAAAAAAGUAUUUUGGAGGGGACAUUUUCACCAUCAUUUUACAGUUUUAUCAGUUCAGCUUUUUUUGGGGGGGGGGGUUGUUGUUGCUGUUUUUUUUUGUUUUUUUUUUUUUUGUGGGGGGGUUGGGUUUGUUGGUUUCACUGAAAAAUUUAACUACCUGUAAAAUCUAAACAUGGCUGUUAGUGUCACACCAAUUCGGGACACAAAAUGGCUAACACUGGAAGUAUGUAGAGAGUUCCAAAGGGGGACUUGCUCACGGCCAGACACGGAAUGUAAAUUUGCACAUCCUUCGAAAAGCUGCCAAGUUGAAAAUGGACGAGUAAUCGCCUGCUUUGAUUCAUUGAAAGGUCGUUGUUCCAGGGAGAACUGCAAAUAUCUUCAUCCACCCCCACACUUAAAAACCCAAUUGGAGAUAAAUGGGCGCAAUAACUUGAUUCAGCAGAAGAACAUGGCCAUGUUGGCCCAGCAAAUGCAACUAGCCAAUGCCAUGAUGCCCGGUGCCCCAUUACAACCCGUGCCAAUGUUUUCAGUUGCACCAAGCUUAGCCACCAAUGCAUCAGCAGCCUUUAAUCCCUACCUGGGUCCUGUGUCCCCAAGCCUGGUUCCAGCAGAGAUCUUGCCGACCGCACCAAUGUUGGUGACAGGGAAUCCUGGGGUCCCUGUACCUGCGGCUGCAGCAGCUGCCGCACAGAAAUUAAUGCGGACAGACAGACUUGAGGUAUGUCGAGAGUACCAGCGAGGCAAUUGCAACAGAGGAGAAAACGAUUGUCGGUUUGCUCAUCCUGCUGACAGCACAAUGAUUGACACCAACGACAACACAGUCACCGUGUGUAUGGAUUACAUCAAAGGGAGAUGCUCCCGGGAAAAGUGCAAAUACUUUCAUCCUCCCGCACAUCUGCAAGCCAAGAUCAAGGCUGCCCAAUACCAGGUCAACCAGGCUGCAGCGGCUCAGGCUGCAGCCACCGCAGCUGCCAUGACUCAGUCGGCUGUCAAAUCACUGAAGCGACCCCUCGAGGCAACCUUUGACCUGGGAAUUCCUCAAGCUGUACUUCCCCCAUUACCAAAGAGGCCUGCUCUUGAAAAAACCAACGGUGCCACCGCAGUCUUUAACACUGGUAUUUUCCAGUACCAACAGGCUCUAGCCAACAUGCAGUUGCAACAACAUACAGCAUUUCUCCCACCAGCUAUUUUAUGAUACUUUCCUGCUGUAAGACCCCUUUGCCUUCAUGAUUCCAUAGAGUAAAUUUGAAUUUGAUGAAAUGACCCUUCCAGUUUUGAUUUUUAUUGUUCAGCCUUUUUGUUUUUGAGGUAGAGAAUAAACAAAACUGGCUCUGUGUUCCAGAGCUCAUAAAGAGUACUCUUAUUGGUACCAAUCAGUAGAUUGCCUAAAAUCAUUUGCUCCUGAGCUAAUAUUGAAAUAGUCCUAAGUGCCCAGGGAAGUUUACAUCUACUAUUGAGUUACCCAUUUGUGAUUUCAGUUGAUUUCAACUUAGUCACAUAAACAUACUCUAGAGCUCUCCACAAGGGUAUAAAAUUUAGAAACAUUAAUCGUCAUUUAAUUACUCAAAAAUUUAUUAUUUUUGCUCUUCAUGCAGAGGAAGAAAUACAUAUUAAACUUACUAGAAUCUGGAAAAAAACAUAUUAUCUCAGAAAAUACACAUUAAACUUAUCAUCUGGAAUUCAACUAGCCAGAGACUCUAAUCCCAUUUUCCUCUUUCCCUCUUAACCUUUCUAAAAUACUUACCAUGGCUUCAGAGACUUAUUUAAUAAGAUGAUUUUAUCUUACUAAUUAAUAAAUUAAUGAUGAGGUGUGUAGGUCAGAGGUCCAGCAUCAUUAAUAUAUUACUCUAUAUUGACAGUAUUUAAAUGCAUUAGGUUCAUAAUGCCAUGAGGGCAUGUGAUCAUUUAUUUUUUUAAUCAUGAACAAAAGAAUAAAUUAUAUUCACAUUAGUUUUUACUACAAACCACAACUUUUUAUAUAGUGCAGCUCUGAAAGCUGGCCAUCCAUACGUAGAAUCUGUAGCAGCAUUCAAUGAAUUGGAAUAUCAGGAGUGUUCUAUGAAUUAGACUAACAUGUGCCUUAGGCACCAUGGAUAAAAUAUUAGUACUCAUGAAAUAGGAUCUAUCAAAAUGCAGAUUGUCCAUUUUAGAAUACAAAUUAAAUCCUUUUGAUCUGUAAGGUACUUAUUGCAUUCGGAGGAGAAAAUCUCUCUUAUAUUUUAUAUGUUUCUCUUACCUUUUAUAAGAUUAAAACUUUUUUCUCAAAGUACAUAGGUUUCUGGAGAUUCCCAGAAUUUAAUCUUUUGGCUUUCAUAUAAAUUGCCAUGCCCCUAGAUUUAUGCCAUCUUCAAUAAAUAAUCUGUCAGUUUUUCUAUAGUCAGAUCACUAAACAAAGUUUAAAGAGUUGGUAGGUAACUACCAUAAUCUCUUUGAAGAAAUUAAAGAUUAUCUUUAUCAGUUUAUUUUCAAGGAAUGAAGCAUUGCCAUUCAAAGUGAAUGUCUUUAAAAUCUAAAAAUAAAAAAAAUCUAACUUAUUCCAUGUAUUAUUUAAGGAAAUCUAACAUUUCUGUCUUAUUAAGUGAGUUUUAUGUUACUUUCUCCAACAACAUUCUAAUGACUAAGGACUUUUCUAAAUAAGCUUAACCAUUAACUGCAUUAUACAAUGAUAUUUAUGACAGUAGUCUCUCCCUAGAAAGGUUUUAGUCUGUGGAUAAGACAGAGAAAGAAAGAUGCUAGGUAAGAAUCAAGUCAGGGGUAGAACAAUAAAUACAUUCAUAAUUCAAAAUCAUACUUAUCUCUCUGUUGAGAAGCUAAGCGUUGUUAAUUUAAAAAAAAGUGUCACACUAUAUUGAAAUGUGCUGAAAAUAUGAAGACAUAUUUGCAUUUUUGAUGAAUUUUGCAUCAGAGAUAUUUUGUAUUCUGUUCUUGAUAUUUUAACAAAUACAUGAAAUUAUUGCAAUAGUAAUAUAAAGUUACACUUAUUUGUAACCCAGUUUUAAGGGGCUUAACUUUUAUUAAUCACAUAAUAAGAAGUAGGUAAUACCUUCAUCAUUCUUUUAAACUAUUGUCAUUAUUUGUCAUACGUGCUUGAGUACAAAAAAAUUGGCUCUACGACAUUAAAAGGUUAAAACGGAGAGCCCAUCUUUACUUCUGCCCAACCACUUUGUCAGAUAGCCAGAAGGGAAAGAAAUGUAAUGCAGAGAAUGUAAACUAAAAUGCCUCAGGGGCCAGGCAGGAAAUAUAAACAAAUGGAACAAGAAAUAAAUUAGGAACUGUGGGGUCUGGGAGGCACUGGGAAGCACAGGCUCAAUCUAAAAGUGAAUGUUUUGACUUAGCCUUUAAUUGCCUCAGAGGAAUAUCUGCCUGGCAGGUUGUACCUGUUGUACACUGCACAUCCUUUGCGGCUCCAUUUACAUUGUAGCGUAGUUGUGCCUCUGCCUCCGGUGGUUGGUUGUGCAAGCCUGCACAAUCUAAUGUAGUCACCCUGAUGUCCAGGAUUACCAGAUCUUGUGAGUUUUCUUUUCCAGUUAUUCACCUCAUUUGGAUGUUUAUAUGUGACAUUUCUAAAUUUAAAAAAUUUUUCCAACUAUUUCAGUUUUUUAAAAGCUUGUUAGGAACUACAGGAAAUCCAUCCUACCACAAAUCCCUACUAUCUCAUAUAUAAUACCUGGGAGAAAAGGAAGUUUUUUUUUUUUUUUUCCAAAAACUACAUUAUUCUGCAGACAUACAGAUGAAUUAUAUGAUCAGAGCAUCCUAACUGCCCACAGUAUAAAAAUCUGGAAGGUAUAUUUUGGAGGCUGUAUUGGAACUGGAAAGAAAAUAGAAGUUAUUUAUUUUUUGCUGUUUAGAGUUUUAGAGCCCUGUAGUCUCUUGCUUCAGUAAUAACUUCAGGGGUAUGUAGGUCUAUUUCGUUGAAGUUACAGUGCAGCAUAGUUGCCUAAGUCAUUAGAGGAGGUGACCAUGGGUACAGACUAGGUUGCCGGCAAAAGAUCGGGGUUCAGCGGCAAGCCAGGUAGCUGGAUAAAAAAAUUACUGUAUUUCAUAACUUUUAACAACAGAAUUGGACCAAAUGGCACGUACACAUCUUUUAUCCCUCCCUGCACGCAUGCAUCCGUCCAUUUAUCCAUCUAUCCUUCUGACCAUCUAUCUCUUCUUCCCUCUUCUACCCCUUCCCUCCCUUCCUCUUUUCAUUCCCUCUUUUCCACCCACUCAGCCACCCACCCAGCCACCCACCCAUCCAUCCAUCCAUCCAUCCAUCCAUUCAUUGAAUCAGUGCCACGUGGCGUACCAGUACUGACACUAGGGAUUAUAAAUUUAUAACCCAGGAGCUAAAGCUAGAAUUAAGAAAUAUUUGUUUAGCAGUGUUUUUAGUAUUUAGUGUUUAUUAGUUUAAAUAAAGACAUAAUGUUAAUCCUUUGGAAGGUCUACAUGCUCUCCAGUUCCAAGCCCUAGGGCUCUCCCGGGCCUCUGGCCCAGCUGUUUCACAUAUUUUGUUCAAAAGAGCUACCUUUAUUGAGUGUUUGCUCUGUGCCAUACUACACUGGUUACGUUAUAUACAUUAUCUCAUUUGUUUUCACAACAACCCUGAAAGGUUAGUAUUAGUAGUCCCAUUUUACCAAUGAGUAAUUUGGGACCUAGAGAGGCCCACUGAUUUGCUCCAAGUUGCAUGGCUUGUAAGAUUUAGCUAGAACUUGAAAUCGGGUCAGGUGGGUUUCAGUCAGUCUCUGAACAUCUAUGAGCUCUUUACAUGAAGUCCUAAAAAAUGAUGUGGCCUAAGAGAUGAACUAGGCCUUUUUGACAACCUGAGUCCAUGACUGGAGUUCUGUACCCUCCAUGUCACUUAAAAAAAAUGCAGAUAGUAGAUUAAGUUCACAUUCAAGUUUCUUUCCUUUUUUUUUUUUUUUAAGUUUUAGAUACGUACUACUUUUUUUUUUUUUUUUUUAAUCUUCACCUUUUAAGACUAAAUUAUUAGUACAUGCGUAAUCUAGGGUCUACUUAUGUUGUAGCUAUGAGUUUCACCCCCGAGAUUAGAGUAGGUGAGAAAUACACUGCUAUGUACAUCAGUUGUUUAUUUUCUUGGAUUGAAAUUCGGUCCACUUCUAAAUUUCUAAGCUCACCCUCUUGGAUAGAAAUACCAGACAUUGCUAGGAUUCCAGGACUCCCUCCUCCCCUCCCUUUCCUCCUAUCUUCACCCUCAGAGAGAGGUCCUGUGUGGUCCAGUAGGGUAGACAGGCUGCCCAUUCUCCAUCUUUAGCCAGCACUGGUCCCUGCUGGUGUGAUUCUUGCCUGAUCUUCCGGGGUCUCAGCGAGGCAGGCACUCCAGAGUUCCUGGGGCUGCCUUGGGUACAGGUGUGCCUGCCUGGGCUCCUUAGCCUCAUAAGCAGCCCUUUCCUUUGACAGCCCGUGCCUGCAGGUUGGUUGUGGAAGAACAGGCUGUGUGCCCAGCUCCUCACGACCCUGCAGACUCCCUUCCUCUGUAUCUUGAAUUUUUCUCCCCAUUCUUCCUCACCAUUUUUGUUUACUUGCUGUCCUCUGAAGACCACCCCUCUUCUCUCCUCAUAGGAUACUCCCCUCAGUGUGGGCUUGUGGUUUAAGACCAUCUAAAAAUAGUGUGCUUUAAGCAACUUCAGUUUUGGCCUGUGCUGUGGCUUACUGUAGAGAAACAGAAGGCUAGGAAAUUUUCUUUGGGGGCGGGGAAUGGGAAUGAGAGGGGAGGUGCAGGGGCAUGAAAACAAAACAAAACAAAAUUUCCCAGCUUGUCACUUUUAUUGUAAUUAAUGAAAUUAAUGCAGAUGGCUUACUUGAAACUCAGGGUAGUGAUUAGAGAUCAAGCUUGGGAAUUUAAAUCUGGCUCCACCACAAGUUAUAAUCUCUCUUUAUGCCUUGUUUUUUUCAUCAAUAAAAUGGGGAUACCAAUGGUAAUCAUUUCAUAAGAUUGUGUUUAAAGGAGUGUUAAGCAAUUUCAGAAAACAAUUUCUCAAAGCACUUUCAUAGGCAGUUCUAAGAGUUUAGAAUAAAGCCUGGAAGGUAGGAAGCACUAGGUUUUAUUUGUGAUUUCUUGAAGUCAGUGGUACAAUCGAAUAGAAUUCUAAACACUGAAUAGAAAUAGAAGUAAACUGUAUGAAGCUGUUGCUGUUUCGGAUAUCAAUUUUGAGACUAAUUCAGUUGAUUGUGAACUUUCAGCCCUAAAGGACACAAAUUUAGUCCUAAAUGAUACAAAUUUUAGAAGACCUUAAAUCAGCUUUCUACUUCUAACCAUACAUAGGCUUACAUUAUUACAUCCAAAUUCAAACCUCCAGCCAAAUCUCUAUUAAAAUCCUUCCCUUCUCCAUGAAGUAUUUUUAACUUGUGCAAACAUUGCAUUUGUAAAUUACCUUCCUACUUGUUUUUCCUGCAUCUUCAAACAGUAAUGCAUUUCUCAGGAACACAUCCUUCUGCUAUGCAAAUAUCUUCAUAGGGGAAAUUUGAAAUUGACAAACACAUUCACUUAAAAUUUACCUUGUGUGGAAAAUUUAAAAAAUUUCAAUUGGCUCUUUGUGCAUCAUUGUUAAUAAAUCAACUCACUUGAUGUAAAGAUGGAUAUUAUGGUCAUUUCAAAGUGAUUUUUGGUUUUGGUAAGUGGGUCCUACAGCAUUAUGUCUUCAUUUUUGUGAGUUAUUGCACCUGGCUAGUAUUUUCAUUGCUGCCUUAUGUUUAUUUGCUGCAAAUCCCUCUCAAAACUGUGUGCACUGGUUAUAGUGGUAACGAGGAAGAUAACUUAGACUAAAAUUCAGAUCACAGAAGCUUUAAAGAGACAGGAGAGUUAACUCAUUUUCGGCAUGUGCAGGCUAAAUUAUGCAUGGGAUGAAAUAUAAUGGACAAAGUGCCGCAUAACAAUAAACAGUAAAUUUAAAACAUACAACCUGUACAGUACUUAAGCUGGCUCUAAUAUUCCUGGAAUACCACAUUACUGUUUUUCAUUCAUCUUCUCAUCCUCUCUUUUCCCAGUCCCCUUGCCCCCACCUUGAGAGGAUAAUGUCGUCCCAGGAUCUAGACCCAGGAUUAAAUUUCACUUGUUCUACUGUCUCCAGUUAACGUCUUUGUUAUUACUGAUCUGUUUUUGUUGUUGUCUCUCACAAGUCUUUGAUGCGGUAGUAGCAGCAAAUGAUAGAGAUCUUCCAGUGUCUCCCCCCGCCCCCCACAAAAAAUGCCUGUCCGGGUAAUAUCACUCCACCUGAGAGGAUGCCUCCCCAGCUCCUUGACCUUGACCGAGCUGGAUCACUGAUCCUUGGGCCCACGGUCUGAUUGUGAUAACAGACUAAUUGCAGCUGUUACAGGGAAGCCAGCCCAGUGUUUCUCAAUGGCAGCUUUGUUUUAUAGAGCCAUCUCUGACAAGACUCAACUGGCAGAUAUUUUUCUAACAAAUGUUCAUCCCAGAUGCCGCUAGUGUUUAGAUAGGCUGUGCCAAGAUUUAGAUAGAAAUAUAAAAUCAUUUGAUAUUUUAAAACCUAGAAAUCUAAAAUAAUCUCAUAGAAAGAACAGUUGUUCUUUAUGUGGGGAAGGGCCCUGUACUCGGGAGAAAAAAAUUACAUUUUGUACUGUUUAUAUGUAGAAGAGAACAGGGACUAUAUACGUAACAUCUUAACACUGUGGUUGGAACAAUUGAAACAUCACUCUUAAGCCCCCAUAUGGGAUGGAUAGAUCUUCAUUAUCUCCCAUUCAGGGUUUUCAUUGAAGCCUAUUCAACGAUUUUUUUUGUAUGCACAAUUUUGUAGAACAGUUGCUUUUCUAAGAAGUCCUGAAGGUCUAACCCAGCAGUGAAAACCAGUCUGUUUUCCCAGAUACCUUUAAGCAAACCACUUUGAGACAUAGAAGUAGAGCCCCUCUAAAUGUUUUUUCUAGAUUUAAAUUCCAAACAAAGGCAAGGCUGAAGUUUCACUUUCUCUUUAUGCAUAAUUUAUUGCCUGGUACCCCUCCCGUAGGGAUGGAUGGUCACCGCCCCUUCCCUGUCUGUGUGGUUGCCGCUACGGUGAACAGGGAAAUAAAACCAAGGGAAUGAAAAUGAACGUUUUGGUUUUAUUACGUUGUUAAGCCAGUUCUGUGCAUUGGGUUACCUAGCAUUUUAAUAAUAAAUAACUUCUCUAAUUAUUUAACAUGUGCGCAAUAUAAAGAAAAUGUUAAUGCAGUCCUAUGUUAAAGUCAGAAAUAGCAAAGCCGCCAGAUGGCUAGUAAGCAGAGUAAAAACAAAACAAAUUACGAUACGAUUUUUAAAAGAACGAAGCAAGUUCCAACUUCUCCCAGCAUACGUUUAUUUAUAGGCAGCGAUGAGGAGAAACAAAGUGUACCAGCACACAGUUAAACUGGCUUUUAUUCUUCACUCGAGACUAGUUCUAAUUGAUCACUGUGCUAUUGUAUGAUUUGAUUGUGCUGACAGUUACAUGCCACUGUUCCCAUAAUAACAAUUUUUCUUCUUUGUUCAAAUGAAUUUCCUAAUUACACGUGUGAUGGGAUGUUUUAAUUCUUUUCCCUUUUCAAAUCCACCUUCCUGUUGCAAUGCAUGAU